UCCGUCACCUUUACGGAAUCAGCCGAGGACUCAUUCACGAGUGAAUCAACGGCGCUGUUCUGGUCUAGAAGGCCAAAUAGCGUCAAGCAAAAUGUUGCGAUUGCCAGCAGUAAGUCGUGCCCUGGCUGGGGCGGCCCACUCCAAGUGCUCCAUUGCCACCUCUAACAAUGUGCUAACCUCAGUCCGGGCCUCAAGCAAUAUGGUUGAAGUAUUUGUAGAUGGAAAUCCUAUCAUGGUGGAAUCAGGGACCACUGUACUACAGGCAUGCGAGAAAGUUGGCGUGCAGAUUCCUCGUUUCUGCUAUCACGAUCGGCUGUCAGUGGCAGGCAACUGCCGCAUGUGUCUGGUGGAAAUCGAGAGAGCGCCAAAGCCUGUAGCAGCGUGUGCGAUGCCUGUCAUGAAAGGGUGGAAUAUUCUGACCAACUCUGAGAAAACACGGAAGGCCAGAGAGGGAGUCAUGGAGUUCCUUCUUUCCAACCACCCUCUUGACUGUCCAAUCUGUGAUCAAGGAGGAGAAUGUGACCUCCAGGAUCAGUCCAUGAUGUUUGGUGCAGACAGAAGUCGUUUCACAGAAGAGAAGAGAGCAGUGGAAGAUAAGAACAUUGGCCCACUCAUCAAAACAAUUAUGACACGCUGCAUACAUUGCACACGUUGUGUACGUUUUGCUAGUGAGGUUGCUGGGGUCGAGGAUCUGGGAACCACAGGACGUGGUAACAGCAUGCAGAUUGGUACCUACGUAGAGAAGAUGUUUAUGUCUGAGAUGUCUGGUAAUGUGAUUGACUUGUGUCCUGUUGGAGCGCUGACAUCCAAACCGUACGCUUUCACUGCACGACCCUGGGAGACCAGGAAAACUGAGUCUAUUGAUGUGCUGGAUGCUGUGGGCUCUAAUAUUGUGGUGAGCACCAGGGGUGGUGAAGUCAUGCGAAUUUUGCCUCGAGUCAACGAGGACGUCAAUGAAGAAUGGAUAUCAGACAAGACCAGGUUUGCAUAUGAUGGGCUGAAGAGGCAGCGUCUGACCCAGCCCAUGGUAAAGGAUGCCAGUGGUCAGCUGGGAACUACCACCUGGGAGGAUGUUCUUACACGUGUGGCUGGAGCACUUCAGGGAGUUCAGGGUUCUGAGAUAGGAGCUAUUGUUGGUGGGAUGGUAGAUGCUGAGGCACUGGUGGCUCUAAAGGACCUGCUGAACAGACUGAACAGUGAGACCCUCUGCACUGAGGAGAUCUUCCCGAUGGCUGGUGCCGGAACCGACCUACGCUCCAAUUACCUCUUAAACAGCCGUAUCACUGGCAUUGAGGAGUGUGACCUUCUCCUUCUGGUCGGCACAAACCCACGCUACGAGGCUCCUCUUUUCAAUUCACGUGUCCGAAAGAGUUGGUUGCAUAAUGAGCUACGGGUGGCAAUGGUGGGUCACAAGGUUGACCUGAGCUACACUUACGACCAUCUGGGUGAUUCUACACAAGUGCUGCAGGAGAUUGCUGUGGGAACGCACCCUUUCUGCAAGGUCUUGGCCCAGGCCAAGAAGCCUGCUGUAGUGGUGGGUAGCUCCAGUCUCCAAAGGGAGGAUGGGGCAGCCAUCUUUAAUGCCGUGUCCACAAUUGCUCAAAAUGCUCUGGCCAGCAGUGGUGUUGAGGAGAGCUGGAAGGUUCUCAAUGUGCUACACAGGGUGGCCAGUCAAGUGGCAGCCCUGGACUUGGGUUACAAGCCUGGUGUUGAGGCCAUCCGGAAGAACCCUCCAAAAGUGCUGUUUCUCCUAGGAGCUGAUUCUGGUUGCAUCACCAGAGCAGACUUGCCCAAAGAUAGCUUUAUUGUCUACCAGGGUCACCACGGAGACGUAGGUGCAACCAUGGCUGAUGUCAUCUUGCCUGGUGCUGCAUACACAGAGAAGUACGGCACAUACGUCAACACAGAGGGCCGUACACAGCAAACCAGGGUGGCGGUCACUGCUCCCGGCAUGGCACGUGAGGACUGGAAGGUUCUGCGUGCCAUCUCUGAGUUGGCGGGAGUCACAUUGCCAUAUGACACACUGGAUGAGGUAAGGGGAAGGCUGGCAGAAGUCUCUCCUAACCUGGUAAGAUAUGAUGACAUAGAGGAGGCCAAUUACUUCAAACAGGCCAAUGAGCUUUCAAAGGCUGUGAAUCAGUCAUUGCUUGCAGCUCCUCUUGUCCCUCCUCAGCUCACAGUGAAGGAUUUCUACAUGACAGACCCUAUCAGCAGAGCCUCUCAGACCAUGGCCAAAUGUGUGAAGGCUGUGACCGAGGGAGCGGCAGCAGUUGAUGAGCCCUCCAUUUGUUAAAAACUCUUACAAACACACCAAUCUGUCCAUAGUAACACACACUGCACAGUCAUCACAUACAUGUUGAAACUUAGCUCGGGAUUUCAUCAUACUGUACCGUUUGUCUCUAGCAUCUUACAUUGACUAAAGCAGAGCAGUAAACAUGUGUGAAAUUGAUCUUGCUCAUAUUUAAAUAUGCUUUAUAGGGUGUUGUACAGCUUUCAUUCCCAUUUUAAGGCAGAUGGAGGUCUGCUUUGUUAUGGAAAGCUCUUAUGAUAAAUAAAAAAAUGUAUUGGAUCAAUA
Messenger RNA from Xyrauchen texanus (razorback sucker), 2575 nucleotides. Its product is annotated as NADH-ubiquinone oxidoreductase 75 kDa subunit, mitochondrial-like. Gene Ontology annotation, molecular function: iron-sulfur cluster binding; NADH dehydrogenase (ubiquinone) activity. Lineage: Eukaryota; Metazoa; Chordata; Actinopteri; Cypriniformes; Catostomidae. The coding region runs from base 92 to 2293 and encodes 733 amino acids. Gene Ontology annotation, cellular component: membrane. Gene Ontology annotation, biological process: ATP synthesis coupled electron transport. The record is from RefSeq and is a predicted model, not a curated record. The transcript is spliced from 19 exons.